UCUGAGCUGCGAUUGGUUCGCACCCAUGUCCCCGGAUCUCAGUGGGCGUCGCGCGAAGGGACGCUGAAGGGAGUGUGGCGGACUGCAGUGAGCGCACCGACAGCCGGCCGGCAUGCCUCGGUAUGCGCAGCUGGUCAUGGGCCCCGCAGGUAGCGGGAAGAGCACCUACUGUUCUACCAUGGUUCAGCACUGUGAAGCCCUCAGUCGCUCUGUCCAGGUGGUCAACCUGGACCCAGCAGCAGAGCACUUCAGCUACCCUGUGAUGGCUGACAUCCGGGAACUGAUCGAGGUGGACGAUGUGAUGGAGGACGAUUCUCUGCGGUUUGGUCCCAAUGGAGGAUUGGUGUUCUGCAUGGAGUAUUUUGCCAACAACUUUGACUGGCUGGAGAACUGUCUGGGCCAUGUUGAGGACGAUUACAUCCUUUUUGACUGUCCAGGUCAGAUUGAGCUGUACACCCAUCUGCCCGUGAUGAAGCAGCUGGUCCAGCAGCUUGAACAGUGGGAGUUCCGAGUGUGCGGAGUGUUCCUUGUUGAUUCUCAGUUCAUGGUGGAGUCGUUCAAGUUUAUUUCUGGCAUCCUGGCAGCCUUGAGCGCCAUGAUUUCUCUAGAAAUCCCACAAGUUAACAUCAUGACGAAGAUGGACCUGCUGAGUAAGAAAGCCAAGAAGGAAAUUGAGAAGUUCCUGGAUCCAGACAUGUACUCGCUGCUAGAGGAUUCAACAGGUGACCUAAGAAGCCAGAAAUUCAAGAAGCUGACGAACGCUGUAUGUGGGCUGAUCGAUGACUACAGCAUGGUUCGCUUUCUGCCGUACGAUCAGUCAGACGAGGAGAGCAUGAACAUCGUGCUGCAGCACAUCGACGUCGCCAUCCAGUACGGGGAGGACUUGGAGUUUAAGGAACCCAAGGAACAUGAAGAAGAGGCUUCCACCAUGUUUGAUGAAUAUUUUCAAGAACGGCAGAAUGAGUGAGGUUGACUACAAA
Acomys russatus (golden spiny mouse) is the source of this 980-nucleotide messenger RNA. It is a transcript of the gene Gpn3, whose product is annotated as GPN-loop GTPase 3. NCBI's taxonomy places the organism in Eukaryota, Metazoa, Chordata, Mammalia, Rodentia, Muridae. The transcript has 8 exons. Gene Ontology annotation, molecular function: GTPase activity. The coding region runs from base 113 to 967 and encodes 284 amino acids. The record is from RefSeq and is a predicted model, not a curated record.